CAUCAUAUAAAGUUUAUAUUUUUUUACUUGAAAUAAAAUUAUAUUUUAAAACAUUUAAAUUGCAAAUUUAUUCUAAUGAAUUUUAAUUUGAUUCAGUUUCCAUUAAAUAUAUUUGAUAUCAAAAUAAAUAUUAAGUUUGCAACCUAAUAUACAUCUAAUCAUCGUUUCUUGAAAUUGUAACCUACAAAUUCAUCACCGGUUGUGUAAAUAACCGACUUCUAUCAUCUAUUACACGCGAUAAACAUUAAAAUAAAGUGCUUAAGUGUAAGAUGGAGGACUUACAACGUAAAAUAUUUAGUGCUCUACAAGAGAAUGACUUGGAUAAAGCCAACAAUGAUAUGUGCCUAUUCUGCAGCACGUUAUCUGAGGACCUCAGCUCAUCAUCAAUAGAUGCAUACAUCAGUCUAUUCUUUACUAAAGGUGCCAGUGUCAUGACAUACCUACAGAAAGUAUUUGAUGCCAACACUUCCAACAAUUUCAAUGAAUACCAAUCGAUCACAUCAUGUUUGAGCCUCAUUUACAUGCUAUUAAAAAACUUCCCUGCACAAAUGUCUGAUCACAUUUCUUCCAUCAUCACAAUGAGUUGUGUUAUGAUAUCUGAACCGAGAUAUUCCAAAUUUAAGCAAAGAAAUGCCGAAAUUUUAUAUUUAAUUAUUUCAUCCAAAGAAAUCGAAGUAGAUGAGAAAUUCACCGUGUUUAUUUACGGAAAGAUAAAGACUAGAUUAAGCAAUGAUAAAUCUACAUAUGCGUUAGCUAUUUACAUUCAAAUAAUGGGCGCUUUCACUGGUAAUAAAUACAUGAAACUAAAAAUCGAAGAAAUAGCAAAUAUCAUCUUGAAUUUUAUUAAAAACAUCCCGGGGCACAAAACAGGCGUGCAAAGUUUACUGCAGGGUGGAUAUAAUGCAGCACAUGAACUCAUGGCCCACACAGAAUUCACAAGUGAACAAAUUCUAUUAUUAUACCAAUAUAUGAAAAGAGAUGUUUUAUUCAAUGAAGAUCUUGGACGUAGGCAAGGUUCACGAGCUGUUGUUGAUUUCACAGCCGCAAAUUCAGAAAGUUUCGGGACUUGCAUCCAAAACGACGUACAAAUAUGGACAGAUAUGUUAUAUUCGUGGUUCAAUUCACAAUCAAACGAUGAUUCUAAAUCUGGAUAUGAAGCAUUGAUAUCAGUCUACAGAGCUGUUGGUAAUGCUUGGUCACAAACCGAAGAUUACCCUCAAUAUUUCCCAACAAUGCUUGACAACGCAAAAGAAAUAUUAGAAAAGAAUAACAAUGACAAUGAAACUAAACUGGCAAUUUAUACGAUAGGUUUUCUUGCACCAACAGCAGCGAAAUUCAUGACAAUGAAAAACUUUCGUGAUUUAUUCUUGUUUCUUCUGCAAAGAAUUGAAUAUUUGAUUUUUGUUAAAACAGACAGUAAUGCGAAUGUCCUCACAGCGAAUUCAUGCGAUUACGUUGAGGCAAUUUCUCCGUUUCUAGAAACACUUAAAACCGACAUUCAACUACACAUUAAUCAAUUCAAACGUGUUACAAUCAUUCUAAUCAAAAUGUUUCCUAAUAUUUUAGUUAAAAAACACGAUAUUGUUGUCAAAACUCUACGUAGUAUGUUUAAAAGUAUUUCAAGCAAUGCUGUAUUCCAUGAUUUUGUUAAAGACGUCGUGAAACAAGGUGUAAUUUGGACGUGUUCACAUCAUUUAGCGGAAGAAGUCGAAAUUUUAAACCUGGAUGAAGUUACUUAUAAAAAAUACUUACCACUUUGGCAAGGUAUACUUCACAAUUCAAAUAAACCCGUUUUGGAAGAUACACAGAAAGAAUUAUGGAAUCAAUUGAUAAAAAAUCUUUUAUAUAUGAGUGAUAAGUUAGAUUUGAGGAUAUUAAUUGAUGUUAGUGAUAAUUCUGACCAAAUGCAACCGCAAAAAUGUAAUGAUUUGGUUAUUUUUGCGAAUUUAUCAGAUUUUUACUGCGAUUUAUUGAAUUUUGCGAAUGCAGAGUGUAUGAAACCUUGGUUGGACACUCUAUGUGACCACAUGAUAAGAAAAUCAAUGCAAUUGCCUUUAAUCAGUGGAUUUUAUAAAAUAAUGGCGACCGUAAUGAAGUUAUUCGAUAAAGUAGACCAUUUCCAUCAAAAACGCGUCGAUCAAAAGGAACACGUGCGUGUAACUUAUGAAAAUGUAAAGAAUUACUUUCAACAUACCUUGAAACAAGUCCACCGCUUCAAGAACGAUCUUCAAAUGUCUUGUGUGUUGUUAAUAUUGCAUAUGCCGAUGUCAAUAGUCAAAUCAAUCCAUUAUGAUUACAGUGGAUUUUUCAUAGCGGCGUUUAAACUCGGCCAACAUAACUUUUCAUUGGCUAAUGAAGCAUUGGAUACAUUAUCAAAGUGGUAUCAUCAGUUGCCUGAAGAUGUGUCUUUUGAUUUAUUAAAGAAAGUUGUACCGUGUUUGGAUGCGUACUUACGAAAUCAGUUUGUUGUUGGUGAUAGUUUUCAUGUUGAAGGGCGUAAAUUGAAGAAGUAUAGCCAGAGAAAGCUGGAUGUUGAAGUAGAGCCGGAAUUAGUACAAUUACAGCAUAAAGUGUUGAAGUUCUUGGCGAUUGUACCAAAUGAAAUCUGUUUGGAGUUGAAUUCGAUUAGUGGUGGUUUGAAAUUGACGAAAAGUGAUACGAAAUUGUUGAAAGUUAACUUACCAUUUGCGGAGAGGUGUUUGAGUUUGUAUUUGGAUCCAUUCUUGGAUAGAGUUUUGAUUUUGAGCAUUGAAUGUACCGAUAGAAAGGUUAGGAUCACCGCUUGUGAGCUGCUACAUUCGAUUGUCAUCGUGUUUCUGGGCACAAGUAAACUUGCAUCCAUACAGAAUAGUGCAAAUGAAUCGGAUCCACAAUUGGAGCGGAUAUUAUCCGCCAUUUUGCGACUAGCGAGCGAUCAAGACACUACAGUUGUUUCCCUUUUCAACCCUCUUUUACUACAGAUGGCGCAUUGGUAUGCACAUCCUCUACAUACAAAUUCAACACACGCGGAAAUUUUUAUUAAAACUCUAAUGGAUGGCGUUUCAAAUGAAAAUGACGGUGCAGUCCGCGACAUAUCCGGGAACAUUCUGCGAGAAUUCAUAGCUUGGACACGCAAACAAAACUCGAAAAUGUCACUCAAGAUUAACAUAAACAACGUGAAACUAAUCAUUGCGUAUCUAAUACAAUUUUGUCUGCAUCCAGACGAAGCUAAACGUUUUGGUGCAACUGUAAUCUUCAAUAAUAUCUACCGUGAACUCCGCGAAGAAGAUACUUUUGUAGAUUUCUUCUGGUUGGAGAUUUUGUACGCGUUUGUGAUGAAUUUAUCACUAGUAACACCAGCGACAAAUGAUAAUAAUCUACUGAAUGAAAUCAAUUUGUGUUUGGACCGUGUAACCCGUUGCCUUCUUCAGAAACACACAUUAUUCACCAGGGUGACAACAGAGCGUAGAACACCACCGAAAUUUAACGGUAAUACAUUCGAUGAUGCAGCUUUGUUUCUUCUGCAACACACCUGGCAAAUCAACACACAUUGCCGCACGAAAUGUAUGGAAAUAUUCAAGAAGUUACCAUCGGAGACUUUGGUGAAAGCACUGGGGCAUUAUGAUAUGAAUUGUUACAUGCAUGACUUGCACACGACGCCAUUUUUUCACUAUGUGACAAGUAUAGAGGAUGUUUUGAGAUAUUUUGCAAGUUUAACUUGUUUUAUUGAUGGAUAUAUUUUUAUUACGGAAUUAUCACCGAGUUUUGACCACUCUGAGAAUAUAAUAUGGUCUAUACUAGAUAAAUUAAUAGAAGAUGAUUUUAAAAAGACGAGUUUAAAGGAUAUUCAGAAGUCACUCGAUGUAAAAAAUGAUGUUUUGGUGCGAAGGAUCAAAGAUGAGUUUGUUUACUACCGUGCGAAACUAGUUGAAAAGAUACUUUCACUUUAUGAAGUUGCAAAUAGCGAGGUGAUUAAUGAAAACGUCUGGAAUUUCCUGGCGGAUUUCAUUUUUGACUAUCACAAGUUGGGAUUGAUUGAUUUAACCCACAAAAACUGGGAAGAUAGAGCUACUAAACUGAUAAAAUUGUUUAUGGAUACGACAAAAUUUAAUUCCAUCACUGUACAAGUGUUUGCUUUGACUUGUAAAUGCGCCAUUUCAAAAAUAGUCGAAAUGGAGAAUCAUCUAAGUCCAGAUUCUGAAGUGGAAUGGUCUAAUCGACAAAUAUUGAAAGGAUUGAUUGUUUUACAACGUAUUGAUAAACAUAACGAACUAGAACUACCACAAGUUAUUAAUUCAUCACCUUUGGCCACCAUUCUCAAUGUAUUAAGGUUAGAUAAGAUGGAAGACGAUGAAAUAUCAACAAUCACAAAAUUAAAAGACUCCCAACGGGAAUAUUUCACGUUGAAACUUGAAAUGAUGUUGGACGAAGCCCAUAAUCCCGAUUACAAUCAAGAUUUUGAUUUGUUAUUGAAAUCUUUAUGUUGUGAACAAUUGGUUUACAGUACCGAGUCGAAUACUACACUCCCACAAGGUGUUGUUAUAUUUUUAUUGUUUAAGAAAACAAUUCUCAAACACACUGUACAAGAAAAUCGACUUUUUACUACACUAGGAACAAUUGCAAAUGAAUCCAGUAUUGAACUCCGUGUGAAAUAUUUCAAAGAAUAUUUAAAAUAUAUUUAUAACACACCAGUACUAAAAAAUAAUCAUCAAAUUAAAGAAGAACUAGUAAAAAGUAUAGAAUAUAUUUGGCCUAGGAAGCAAGCUGAUAUAGAAAUGUUAUCAGACGCGGAUUGCAUGGAGUUAAUCUAUGAUCUGCGAUUGAUUGUGGAUGAAUUGUCGUGUUUGACAAUGUUAGACACAGUAGCGGCCAUUUUGAAACGCAAGCAAGUCUCAGACACGCAGCAAGUUCAUCAUCUCACACAAGUCGUGCGUGUGUUGGGAAUGGUUGCACCACGAGGGAUAUCCUUAGACAUUGCAAGAGUUUUGUAUGAAAUGAAAGCAGAUAAUUUGGUUUAUUUUCAAGCACAGACUAAACGUGUCACUACCACAUUGUUUAUCAAGACUUUGUUUGACGCUACACAUUAUUCUUACUGUUUAAACUUCUUUAUCACUGCGUUGGACUUUUAUAUCAUCCUAGAGAAUGAUUUUGAAGUAGACACAGCGUUUUGCAAGGAAUUCAUGAGUAAACUUCCAAAAGAUUUACAAGCACCGUUGAUAAAUGAAAUUUUUGGCAUUGACAAUGAGUACACAUUCAAACAACGGAUUGUAUUGGCGUUAUGCUUGUGUAAUAUAAUGGCAUAUUGUGAAUAUGAAGUGUUUGAGGACUUUUAUGUCAGAAAUAUCAGUAUUAUCUUGGAAGGAUUUAGUAUGGAUUCAGUUAUGAGCAAAACAGUGUCUUGUAUUAUGUUGAAUAGAUUGUUUGGUAACAUAAACGUCGAUAACUUUGCCAAUUUAACGUGCAAGAUCACCAAAGCUGCUUGUGCGACUGUAAACACCGGAAGGGAGCUGAUUUCACGCGUUGCUACUAUUCUAAUCAGCAUUGUCAAGGAUCAUUUCAAUCCUGGUGAUGAUCCGGAAGAGUUUCGUUUGUAUCAGUGCUAUGCCUACAAUGCAUUUGCAACUUUUGUGUGCAAUGCACGAAUGAAUAAAGAAUUCUACAGUAAAUUAUUUAUUCGUUUAGGCAGUGAUGGAGAAGACAUUUUAUGGACUAAACUUGUACCACUGCAGAAAUCUUAUGAUUUCGAAAUAGUAGCUGAUGACAUUCCGAAGAAAAAGAAGACUUUGUCAGAUAUAAGGACACAGAUUACAACUGAUAUUAAACCAACUGAAUAUAUUGAAAGUCAAAAUUUGUUUCUGAGUACUCUAGCUGAAGAUAUUACUAAUUAUGACUUUACCAAUGUCUGCGUACGGUAUGAAGAAGGCAAUAGACUUGAUACAUAUAGAAACGAUGCAAUGGCAUUGGAAAUUUACGAUGAAGACAUCAACAAACACGAAUGUAUGCUGCAAAUUUGCGCUGUGAUCAAACACAUGUACGAACACGACUUGUUACAAGCUGAUGUACCACCCAAAUGGGUUUAUGAUUUUACAAGUAUGUUAUUCAAGGGCAACACAGCGGUAAACAUCCGGCAAUACCUCUGCAAAGUUAUAGAAAACUCUCAGGAGUAUCUGAAACAAUAUGCGCACAUUUUAAUCCCCGGUGUGAUUCGUACAAUUUGCGAAACUUGCAAAGGUUUGAAUAGUCUUGCGAGUGAUUGUGUUGUUAUGUUGUUAACAACUUGGAGUGAACAUUCACCAUGCCGGCAUGAUGUGCAAACAUUAAUUCAAUAUUUGAUGAUUAACUUAUGGAAUUAUCGCACGGAUGUCUUUAAAUAUAACGUUAAUCUGUUGAAAACCACGAUUGAGACUUAUAAAACGUUUGAAUUACCCGAUGGAUUCUUAACUACACUGUUUGCUGAUAAUGUGGAGUGUAAAUCGAACAAGUCUGUCAUUCAUAUCAUCAAUAUAUUGCUUGUGAAUAACAUUUCACCAUUUCCAAGCAAAUUGAAGACAUUCUGUACUAAAAUGUGUAAAUUAUUGACUUGUACUGAUCGGUUGAUUUAUACUGCAACAGCGGAGACAUUGGGUUUAGCUUUGAAGUUUUUGGACGAAAAUGGACACAGCAGUUUGACGCCAUUUAAAAAAAUGGUAACUGAUGAGUUGCAGGCUAUUUGCAGCAGUAAAGAUAAUGCAAAAGGGAAGACGUUUGUUUAUAUCUUAGAAAGUGUUGUCAAAAACUAUCCGGAUAUAUCUGCGACACUUUUAACGUCGAUUGAAAGACUGAUUGCUUAUAGAACUUGCACAGAAAUAAGCAAAACAGCGUAUUUGAGGAUUUAUUUAAAGUGUAUUGAUAGAGUUUGUGAAACUGGAUUGAUAAAUAGAUUAUCCCUGACUGAUUGGGUGUCAUCGUCUUCUUUAGACACAGUUAUCUUGACUCUUGAGAUAAUUCUACAAGGAGUUGAUUAUUUCGAUGGUGUUAAGGCCGAAGCACUUGUAGAAAAGGUUGUUAACCUGCCUAAUAACAACACAGUCUGUCGUAGUAUAAGAAUCGAUAUCCUAAAUGCAUUUUAUAAGAGGUUUUACCAAGGGCAGGAUAAUAGAAGUGCGAUUAUUAUGAAUAUGGUUAAGGAACCUUUGAUAAAUGCUUUUGUUGAGGUUGAACAGGAGAUACGCAACAAAGUUUAUGCAUUUUGGACUGGAGAGGAUAUGUUACCAUCAAGUUUGGAAGAGAAAUUGUUGUAUCUCUUGGAGAAUUUGUAUGACAAAGCAAAUGAAGAACUAUUUUUGACGUUCUGUAACUUUUUAAUGUUACAUGACCUUAAAAAUUAUGAUCAACCAAUCUUUCCGGAUGCUUUGUAUAAAUGUGAUUUCCAUGAAUAUGAAGUGAGCUCUCAUUGGAGAUCCAGGAAUUCCGCCAUGAUGCCUUUGUAUACUGCUUCAUCACAGUCUCAAGGCACACAAGGAUUUUAUCUGCGUGCAACGCAAAGUUAUGAGUUUGAACAGACACAACAAUUGGCCACACAAAGACAAUCUUAUACACAAUCUGCAUCUGCGAUGACUUUUGGUAAUAUGCCUGAGUCAACACGUCCUGAUAAUAAUCAAUUUAAAAAUCCUAAUGAUUUGAAUAUUUCUAUACCAAAAGUAAAGAAAUGGAGGUUUUUCAAGAACAAAGCCGAUGUGAGCAGGCAACAUGCUAUUAGAGAAAUCCACAAAGGACAGAAUAUUGAAAAGCAAAAACAUGAUGCGAAAAAAAUGAAAGAAGUACAAGUGAAAAUCUACAGAAAGUAUAGAUCUGGUGAUUUUCCUGAUAUUCAGAUUGGAAUCAAAGCUGUGACGGAUCCGCUGAAAGAAUUGAGUAAAAACGAUGGACAUAUUGCACAAUUACUCUACAAAAGUCUAUUUGAUGCGAUUAUUGACACUGCGAUUAAUGAAAACUUUCUGGAACAAGGCAAUACAGCAAUCCGUAAUAUUUUAGCUACAAGUGCAAUGUAUGAUCCUGUGUGUAUGGGUGCUUUUCUUCAAAUUGCUCUGGAACACAAACACAAGAUGCGUUUCACACCAGAUUUAAUCAAAACUGUAGCUACUAAAAGUGGUAAUCUUUCCUAUGGCUGUUUACUCCUUGAAGAAUAUUUGAUUAAUCGUGAAGGUAGUGAAAUAGAAGGCAGUACAUUACAUUGGAUAAGACUUGCUGAUUUGUAUAAGAAAAUGGAGGAAUGGGAUGUCGUUCAAGGUAUUUUCGCUAACAAAAUGACAUGUACUGGUAAUUUGUUAAAAGAAAUCAAGAUGGCGAUCAAAUGUGAAUCGGAGAAUUACUGGGACACCGCACGAAAACAUUAUUUACAGCUAAUACAAAAAGAUAGUGAUGUUAAUCGUAAAGAUUUCUAUUAUGAAUCGUACUUUAAAUGCUCGGAGGAGUUGUCUGAUUGGCAAGAGAUUGAAAAACGCUGCGCACAAACUACAAGAAGUAAUCCAUUGCUACUUUUUGAUUCAUUAUGGGUUACGGAAUGGAACAAAGAGAUUCUUCUGCCGUAUUAUAUCAAAUCACAAGUGCGUAUGGGAGAUAAUCCAACGAGUAACAAACCUGAGUUUACGACUACGUUAUUUGAAGCGAUGAAAGAUGGCGGCAAGAAAUUACAUCUACGCAAUGAAUUCAGUGAUGAGUUGGCACUUUUAUAUCUUGAUAAAUUACGAAUUAAACUCGCUGGGAGUUCGGCUGAGAAUCACGCAAAGCGGUUUCUGAAGUUGUGGAAAUUUACACAACCUUCUUAUACUUCUAUGCAAAACAAAAUGAUUUUGGCGAUGAAAAACACCGCUGAGAUUUCUGUACUGCUUGAAUUAUAUGACAACAUCGACGGGGAAACUUAUGAACCAAUAAUUGGACAUCUUGAAACACUAUGGACGAAAUCAAAUGUAAAAGAUAGCGUUAUUCCUACACAACAUUUAAUCACCCGAAUUACUUUGAGAGAAUCUUUUGUAAAUCUAACAAAAUUAAAGUUACAAACUUUAUUGUUGGAUGAAGAUGUAGUUGAACGAAUGUCUCAUAAAUUAUCAGCGUUAUCUUUCGGUGCUGAAGUUAAUAUUAUACAGAAAGCUUUACAACAGAAAAAUUUACACCUGGCGAAAUAUUACGCCCGCAAGAAUUGUAAUAGAACUGAUACGAAUGGAUUAGAUCAAUGUAUAUCUUGGUUAUUGUACAGUAAAGUUGUACUAAUGCGAACGGAUUUUCCAAAGGCAUUCAAAGGACAUCACAAGUGCAUUACACAAUUGAGUUUGAUUGACGAGCCUUCUAUUGCUAUCGAUGCAGCGUUACACCUGACUGAUUUAUGUAAAAGUCUUGUAGAUGCAUCGGAAAAGUAUGAAAUUGACUUGGGAUUGUACCGACCUUUUGUUACCACUUGCACAAUAACUAGAUUCACUGAUUUGUUGAGUUAUAGUUUUGAAAACCUGCGUGAUACUUUGUAUGAUGUUGAUCGCCAUGAAAAAGUUAAUGGCGAACAGUUAGCCGAUGCGUUUUUGAACUUGGCAAAUGAAUAUGCUGCUAGAGGCGGCGGAUAUGAGAAUAGAUUUAUUGAGUGUUCACUGAAAAGUAUGAAAUACGGAUCGGAAAAGGCUAGAUUAGUCUUUCCGAAGUUAUUGGCUGUUGAUGGAUUACGAGCUAUUCAUAAAACACAGUUUAUUCAACAGUCUUCAUCUGUACCGAUUUAUAUGUUUAUUUCAUGGAUACCACAAUUGUUGGCUUAUUGCGACACGGAUAAAGUAUCAGUGAUUAAACAUAUUGUGAUAAACCUGGCUAAAGAGUACCCGAAUUCCAUUAUCUACGCUUAUAAACUCAGCAGGGCUAAGUUUACCUAUGAUUUUGAAGAGACUCGUGAUUUGACAAUUGAAUUAGACGAUUUACUGAAUAAUGAAUUGGUGGAUAAAAUGUUAGCGGCGUUGAAAUAUGUUGCUGUGCCUUCUACAAUCAUGAAAACAGCGCUGGAUAAAUUAAAGAAGGCUUGCAAGGAGUCACAGGAGGCUUUUACACAAACUGCUCAAGAAGUUGUUGCUUUGUUUAAUAAUGAAGAUGAUUCCAUGUUGAGAGGAGAAUGUUAUCAACGCGUCAUCGAGUGUAAAGAUGAAUUGCUGUCUAUUAUAAAUUAUUCUCCAUUUGAUGAAGAAACAAUUUUCAAAAAAUUGUGUGAUUUCACAUUGCCAAGUCACCGUUCAAAUGACUUGGGGCAUUAUUCUCUCUGGUUGAAAGAUUUUCAUGCUUCUGAUUACGAACAGGAGAUAGAAGUCCCCGGAUGUUAUACUGGUAAUUGUCGACCAUUACCACAUUACCAUCCAAAGAUAUCCAAGUUUUCCACGGAUGUCAAAGUGUUUCAAUCGUUGCAAAGACCAAUUCGCAUAUCAAUCUACGCGAAUGAUAUAAAAGAAUAUCGAUUCUUGGUUAAAUACGGUGAAGAUCUGCGACAGGAUCAACGUAUCCAGCAGUUGUUUAAACUGAUGAAUGUUGUGUUAUCCGCGGAUGUGAAAUGUCGCGAGAGGAAGUUGACGGUGUCGACAUUUGAAGUCAUUCCGUUGACUGCAGAGUUGGGUUUUAUACAGUGGGUUGAUGAGACGGAUAUUUUAAGGAAUGUUAUCACUAAUCGAUCAGGGUAUCCCAGCGUUGAACCGAAUAUACGAAAAUUAAAAGAAACUCAUCGUUCGAGAAUGAAUUUAAGAUUAACUAGUGAUGAAAUACGUGAUUAUUAUAAACAACUUGUUGAUGGUAUACCAUGGGACGCUUUACGAAAAUCACUUUGGAAAAUGGCACCAGAUCCAGAAGCAUUUUUCGCAUUGCGCAUGACUUUUAUCAGGAGUUAUGCAGUGAUGUGUAUAACAAACUGGUUGCUUGGAAUUGGUGAUCGCCACUUGGAUAAUAUCCUACUCAACAUGGACACUGGUAAUGUGAUUGGUAUAGAUUUCGGACGCGCGUUUGGAUCAGCUACACAACAACAACUUAUCCCCGAACUAGUACCAUUCCGUUUGACGCCACAGAUAUUAAAUGUUAUGAUGCCAUUAAAAGAAAAUGGACUCCUACAUCAAGCAAUGGUACAUUCCCUAAGAGUACUACGCGAAAAUUGUGAUAUAUUACUAUCUACAAUGGAUAUAUUCAUUGUGGAACCCACUUUAAAUUGGUUAACGUUCAAUGAAGCAACUUGGAACCCAUCUAUCAUCAUGCAACUAGCCAAGAGUAAAUUUCAAGGAAAGAAUUCAAUCAGUAUUAUGAUAGAAGAAGUCAAAGCAAGACAAAUUGGUUCACUAGAUGAUAAUAACACUUACAUUGAAUGUUUGGAGAACUUGUUGGAUUCAUUCGUUGAUGAUACAGAUGAUGAUGAUCAAAAUGGCGGCCUGAGUGUACAUGGACAAGUCAAAUGUUUAAUUACUCACGCGACUGAUGCAAACUUAUUAGGACGUAUGUUCUACGGCUGGGAUCCAUGGGUGUAAUUGUUGUUUAACUGUAAGUUUGUAUAUUUUUCAAAGAAUUAAUUAUUAGCUGUAAUAAACAUUCGCGAAUAUAAA
Molecule: messenger RNA, 11561 nt
Organism: Dalotia coriaria
Lineage: Eukaryota; Metazoa; Arthropoda; Insecta; Coleoptera; Staphylinidae
Product: DNA-dependent protein kinase catalytic subunit-like
Exons: 7
Coding region: 270-11486 (3738 amino acids)
Biological process (GO): telomere maintenance; double-strand break repair via nonhomologous end joining; protein phosphorylation
Cellular component (GO): nucleus
Molecular function (GO): DNA-dependent protein kinase activity; protein binding
Source: RefSeq, a predicted model, not a curated record